Messenger RNA from Fusarium tjaetaba, 5520 nucleotides. Its product is annotated as intermediate filament MDM1. The record is from RefSeq and is a predicted model, not a curated record. Gene Ontology annotation, molecular function: phosphatidylinositol binding; tRNA (guanine(46)-N7)-methyltransferase activity; RNA binding. Bases 1 to 5520 code for a protein of 1839 amino acids. Gene Ontology annotation, cellular component: intracellular membrane-bounded organelle. Gene Ontology annotation, biological process: tRNA modification. The transcript has 11 exons. NCBI's taxonomy places the organism in Eukaryota, Fungi, Ascomycota, Sordariomycetes, Hypocreales, Nectriaceae.
AUGACAACAGAGCUCACAAGUAAACAGAGAGCGCGCGAGAAUGAUCGCGCAAAGAGGACGAAAGAUGGAGUCACUCAACUACCUCGCAAAAAGUUCUAUCGCCAAAGAGCGCACGCAAAUCCUUUCUCCGAUCAUAUGCUAGAAUAUCCUAAAUCUCCAGAUGACAUGGAUUGGUCUCCAUAUUUUCCACACUACGUCCAGGAGGGAACACCAGAGGAUUCCUCAAAGCCUCCUAAACUGACAAAAGAUGUGGAAAUUGUCGAUAUUGGCUGCGGUUUUGGAGGUCUUCUCGUUGCUCUCGCGCCCAAGCUACCUGACACUCUCACACUCGGCCUGGAAAUCCGAACACAAGUAGCAGGCUACGUUCAAGAACGUAUAAAAGCAUUGCGAUCACAAAACUCAGACAACAUGUAUCAGAACGUGGGCUGCAUCCGAGCAAACACUAUGAAGUUUCUCCCCAAUUUCUUCAAGAAGGCUCAACUAUCCAAGAUCUUCAUCUGCUUUCCCGACCCUCACUUCAAGGCCAGGAAGCACAAAGCCAGAAUUGUAUCGACAACGUUGAAUUCUGAAUACGCUUAUGCACUACGACCAGGCGGUAUUGUGUAUACCAUCACCGAUGUCGAGGAUUUGCACUUGUGGAUGGUUCAUCAUCUUGAGGCUCAUCCUGCUUUUGAGCGGAUCUCAAAAGAGGAAGAAGAGGCGGAUGAAUGCGUUCAGGUCAUGUCGACUGAGACUGAGGAGACCACAUCACCUAACCUAACGGCACCUCCACUACCUAGCACCAGCACCGCCAACUUCACCACUUACAUCCAAUCCAUCUUCGUUCAAGAAUGUGGCUCUGAGGUCAACAUCCUGGUGAUGGCCCUCAAGCGUAGAGAUGUCAUUGUUGCUGGACUUGCCGCCUUCAUAGCCUGGGGCUUCGCUGCGAGCUGGUCACCUGUCCUCCGCUGGGCAGGUCAUGCCUUUGUUGCUGGCUCCCUUGUUACUCUCGUCGCCCUCUUCGCCGGUCUCUUUCUCGUAUCACGACGGCCAAGCGAUCGAAUACUACAACCACAUGGCGUUACGUUUCUAGAUAGGAAGGCAUGGCGAUUAGAGGUGCAGGCACUGCGCCAGCGACAAUCAUAUACUCCGACUCCAAUAGACCCCGAAUCACCCCGCGUUUCCGAAGCUAUCGACCACUUGCUUGGUCUUAUAACCCGGGACUUUGUGAAUAGCUGGUACUCAAAUAUUAGUCGCAACCCGUCCUUUACGAACCAGGUCGAUCAUGCGGUGCGGCAGGCGUUGCUGAGCUUGACUGAUUUCCUUCGUCAUAAGGACCUGGCGGAGCUCGUCACUAGCCGUCUUGUUCCUCUCCUCACCGCCCACUUUCGAGACUUCUACGAAGCAGAGAAAUCAGUACGAGGAAAGAAACUUAACCGUUCUGUUACUGAAUCUGAAGAGCUGGACCUAGCUAUUGCCUCAAAAUUUCGCGAUGGACGCCUACAUCCAGCUGCUUCUUUGUCGUUUCCCGACACCAAGAUGGUCCAGCAGGACUAUCUCAGGUCUCUUGUCGCAAAGAUUGUGCCCAAAGUACUACCUGAGAACAUGUUGUCCAGUCGAGCUGUAUCGAUUAUUAUUCGCGAGAUCGUCGCGUGCGCCGUUCUGUUUCCUGUCAUCCAACUUCUCUCCGAACCAGACACUUGGAAUCAGUUGAUGGAGAAUCUGGGCCGCUCAAUGCUCCAGGAUCGAUCAACCGUGCGAAAGCUCCGGGCAGCUUUGGACCAGCAUGCUCCUUCGACACCCAAAGCCAGCAAGUUAGCUUCCAUGCCUAGAGUUGCCCCUGGAGACAGUGAGCGCAAGUUCGAGAAGUUUAUCCGUGCUAUUCGCAAGGUCAAUAACCUAUCAGAUGCACGUCGUUUUCGUAGCGAAGUCGCUAGUCAACUGAAGCGGGAUUCUCUCGAAGACAAUCAAGACCAGGUCUACCUUCGUCGAUUGGAGAUGGGAAAGAGGCUGCUGGACCAACGGGUUAAUCAUCUUGCUGCAGGUGGCGAGCGUCGUCCACCUGGUCCUUUGCCUUUACCAUCGACUUCUUCACAGUCCAAGCUAGAGAGUGCGCCACUGGUAGAUAUUCUGCGAGAUUCUUCAGCGCUUUCUUACUUUAUGGAAUAUAUGGAUCGGCAAAAUCUCAUGCCUUUAGUGCAGUUCUGGCUUGUUGUUGACGGAUUUCGAAACCCUCUAGAAGAUGAUGGCCCAGAUGACGAACUGCCAUCGACCCUGCCAAUGUGGACAGAUGCCGACCGCCAGGAUUUACAACAAAUUAACCAGGCCUAUCUCUCGAGGCCAGAGUUAAAGGUCCCGGAUCAUUCGAGGAAUGAAGUCAAGGACUUCAUCAAGGCAGGAAAGUCAGCCACCCCCUUACAAUACUAUAGAGCGAGGCGAGCUAUCUUGAAGGCCCAGAGCGCCGUCCUUGAGGAAAUGCGGUCACGCUUCUUUCAGAGUUUCAAGAAGUCGGAUCUAUUUUACAAAUGUCUUGCAGCUGAAGAGGCAGCCAAUAUUCAGACUCUCAGAUCGACACCACAGCCAGAAGUACAAAUACAGGCGCAGGCGCAGACACAGGCAUCGACAACCAACCGUGCGAGCAAGACUUUGCCAGCAAAGCCAAGACCGGUAUCGCGACUGACGCCCCAAUUAUCCAAUGCUGGGAAACGCACGGGAUCCGCAUCGGAUCUUAAAUCUUUGACAUCUAAUGGUAAUGGGCAUGGGCAUCGAGCCAGGCGCUCGUUAGACGAAGGCUCUUUGAAUCCUCUAUUCGAUGACGAUGACAUCGAUACUGAUGGACUAGGAGAUUCUGUCCAGAGUCUAGAUCCAGAGACGAAUAGCCAGCAACUUCCAGAUACCCAAGUUGUUAAGGCAGUAGAACAGGCCUUUACCGAUAUCAUGGAGGAUGAUCGUCCUCAAACUGCUGAAGCUCUCCGUGCCUCCCUUUUCGGCGGCCCCGGCGGCAGUAGUAUUGGAGGCAUUGAUGAUAAUGCAUCAAGUCUCUUCUCAGGCAAUGACAACGACUCUCAUCGUGGCUCUCUGGAUAUGGGUAUUCGACCUGCUAUGGCGAACAAGGAAGGCGACAAACCGAGCCUUUCGUCGCUUGGUCUCGUCAGUGCGGCUUCACGAAUCGGUGUUUUCGUGGACGACGAUCUGUUUGGCGAUAACAACAAAGAUCUCCCUGACGACGGUGAUCCGGAUGACGGGCCACCGCCUGAUGACGAGGAUGAAGUGCAUGAAGCAGCACCUGGAGACCUUGGAUUGGCAGAAGCCAUCACUGCUCUCUCAAACGACAUCGAUCGCUUGGUGGCGCAGGAAGCGGUUGUGGAAUCGUUGACGCGAAAGGCAGAGUUGACAAACAAUACUGCCGAGCUGCGCAUUCUUAGGAAGUCCAAAGCGUCUCUACACAGGGAGAUCAGGCGCAAGGAGCUCCAACGGCAGCAGUACGUGAUCCAGGAGAGCGACAACAGUCUCUACGGCCGCUCAACCAUCAAAAUUAAGUCUAUCCAAGUGGGGAGAGAAGAGGAUGGUCGAGAGUUUGCACUCUAUGUUAUUGAAGUCCAGAGAAAUGCUGGAGAGCAGAUGCCUGCAGCUUCAUGGGUAAUUUCGCGGCGAUACAGCGAGUUCCACGAGCUUCACCAAAAGCUGCGGUCCCGAUACCCUUCAGUUCGAAAUCUUGACUUUCCUCGGCGGCGAAUGGUGAUGAAAUUCCAGAGCGAGUUUCUACGCAAACGACGGACUGCCCUGGAGCAGUAUCUAAAAGACCUACUUCUUUUACCAGAAGUUUGCCGCAGCCGAGAACUCAGAGCCUUCCUUUCACAGAGUGUAAUCACCCAAGGGCAAGAUAUCUUGGAUCACCAAGACAAGAAGGACAUGAUGACUCGUUUGUACGACUCUGUUGCGGAUGGAAUGGAUGACAUACUUGGAAAUAUUCCUGUACUGGACCAGAUAUCUGAAGCUGGCCAGAACCUCAUUGCAGCGGCUACUAACCAGCUCAACGCGGUUCCUCUCAAUGUGAACGAAGAUACGUUUCCAGCCGCUGAAGCUGAGGCAGAGCUGAAUGCAUUUGAGAAUAAGGAACUUGAACCGUUCAUCAAACCGAUUUGCGACAUCUUUCUUGAGAUUUUUGAGCUCAACAAGGGAAACAAUUGGCUCCGUGGGAGAGCGGUAGUAGUUGUUCUGCAACAACUUCUUGGUGGUACGAUUGAAAGAAAAGUGCGAGACAAUGUCAAGAUGCUUGUUCAAGACGAAAACAUUCUCAAAUAUAUUGGGUUGGUGCAAGAUAGUCUAUGGCCUGGAGGCGAGUUUCAACGAGAUCGCAAACCACGAACAGCUGCCGAAAAGAAGAAGACGCGGACUGAGGCGAGCUUGAUGCUGGCCACAUUGGUGCCAGAUCUCGCAGGUAGUGUUGUUGGAAGAGUCAACGCUCAGACAGCCAGCCGUCGUAUAUUUGCGACGUUGAACAACUCGAGGUUGAAGUCACGAUUGGAUCGUAUUUUACAUCGGCAACAUGACGGAGGUAUCAGCCACCCGGCUGUACUUGGGAAACCUCCCUCGCAAUGGUCCGGAUUCAUCGCCCUGACGCUCUCAGUCAAACCACUGACCUGCUGCCCAACAGCUACCAAAUCCGAUGUCGAGGCUCACUUCGCGACUCACGGUACCGGAGAAAUCACCGAGGUUAAGCUCAUGAAUGGCUUCGGUUUCAUCGAGUACAAGGACCCCAUGGAUGCCCGUGAUGUUGUACCGGCCUUCCAUGGCUCUGAUUUCAUGGGAGAACGACUCACUGUCCAGUUCGCCCGCGGUUCCCGGCAUCGCGAGGGCGGUUUUGGCAACCAUGAGCGCACCGCGCCACGGCCUCGUCGAACCCCUCAUCGAAUGCAGAUUACGGGACUUCCAAACGAUACCUCUUGGCAGGAUCUCAAAGACUUUGCGCGUCAGUCUAGCUUGGACGUUGUCUAUUCUGAAACUGGUCGCGACUCGAACGGCCGAGGUUUCGUCGAAUUCGAGACUGCAGCAGACCUUAGAACGGCUGUUGAGAAGCUCGACGGGCGAGAAUUCAAGGGCCAGCGAGUCCAAUGCGUUGCUGACACUCAGCCGGACAUGCCUCCUCGCGAGCGUGGUAGAUCCCGCUCCCCAGGACGUCGACCUUAUCCUCCUCCCGUGGACGACUACGAUCGGCGCGGCCCUCCCCGCGGAUACAGUCCCCGCGGUGGUGGUGGUGGUUACGGCUACCGGGAUCGUAGUCCUCGUCGCGAUUACUAUGAUGAUCGCGCCCGGUAUCGAUCUCCUCCUCGCCGUCCUAUGGAGGACUAUCCUCCCCCUCCCCCUCGCGGCCGCUACGAUGACCCCUAUCGGCGCGACUACCCUCCUCCGCCCGAUCCCUAUGCUAAUGGGCGACCUCCCUAUGACCGACCCCCUCGAGACUUCCCUCCACGAGAGGGCGGAUACCCACGAGAUGGUGGUUAUCCCCGAGACUAUGAUCGUGGUGGACGCUACUGGUAA